CGGAAGAGGGGUGGUGGUAAUUGUUGUGCUUGUGAGCAGCGGGGAUCUGAGGAGUAGAGGAGCAGAGGAGCGGAGGGGGAUUAACAGAAGAAGAAACUCUCAUGUCAAACAGCCCGAGUCGGUGAAGAGGCGCAGACAUGUCGGCUCACAGCCGAGCUAACGGCCCCGGACCCGGCGGCAAACCGCCGCAGCCCACGGUGACAGCGGAAUACUGCGCUCAGCUGCAGCAGUGGAUGUGGGGCUACUACUGGAGCUACACCGGCUGGCAGAGCUGGCUCUCCCUGUCCGCCCUCUCCUUCCCCCCGCCGCCAGGGACCAGCGCCCGGACACCGGCUGCCGGUGGUGGUGUAGGUGUUGCACCGUGGCUCAACUGGAACCCUUAUCUCCCCGGCCUCCCCCCGCCCCCGGGGUCCUUCCCUCAUCCCGGGGGUGCACACAUCCAGCACAGCGCACCCCCUGAACCCCGGGCAGCCCAGGAGCACGACCCCCCUCUGGCAGGACGGGAGUACACCAUCCCCUCUCCUCUGCAGAGGUUCCUGGCAGAGACGGUGGACUUCUUCAUCCUGUUCUGUGUGAAGGCCACCAUCGUGCUGUGGAUCAUGCACCUGAGUGGGAUGAAGGACAUCACCGUACUGAUCACCCAGUUCAUCGUGGAGGAGAUCGACGAGAACACGUCCAUGGAGGACCUGCAGAAGAUGAUGGCUGUGGCUCUGGUCUACAGGGUGUUGGUGUGCUUCUACGAGACGAUCUGUAUUUGGGGAGCCGGUGGUGCCACUCCGGGGAAGUUCCUGCUCGGCCUGCGGGUUGUGACGUGCGACACAUCCACUCUGGUGCGACCCAACCGAGUCUUCGUCGUCCCGGCGUCUAACGUCUCGCUCUCUGCAUCUACGGUGCGGGCGUUGAACAAGAACUUCUCCAUCGCCUUCCUCUUUCCGGUCUUCAUCACCCUCCUCUUCUUCCAGCACAACAGGACUGUGUACGACAUCGUGGCCGGCACCAUAGUCGUGCAGAGACGAGGCGGCAGAUAGCCUCUCCUUCGGCAGCGGACUCUAUUGGGGUAAUGAUAAAGUGCGAUGGCCCUGAAAAUGCAAUCAAUCAGUCACCAACGGCACCAACGGCAGGAAAAGAGAUUGGCCCAUUUCUGCAAUAGAUCAAACAUGGACAUGAGUGCCCUUAAAAUGGGGGGGGGGGGGGGGGGCAUGCUGAUGGAACUAAAAAGAAAAUCCAUACUGACUUCUUUUGUUGUAAGGUAUUCAUUUAGCUACAAAGAAAGUAUUGUGACUUUUAAUGAUGUUAAUAUAGGUGUAGGAGAAAUUGCUGUCCAAUGUUUCCAGAAAAUCCUGUGACUCAUGACAUUUGAAUUAGUUUGUGUAAUUUUAUUUUAUAUUAUUUUUCCAAAAUAGCUCAUCUGUGUAUGAUUUUAAACCUUUGGUGACACCUAGUGGCUGCACCGAAAACUACUCCCGAGAUGCCUGUUAAUAUUCAUAGUGAUAAUUUUAUUUUUCUACAGAGGGAAACUAAUAAUACUUAAAGAUUGAUUAAACAUCAGGAGGUUGUGAAUCUCUUCAAACUAUAAUCAGCCAAUAUAACCCUAAAGUAACAUUUUUAUAUAUAUAUAUAUAUACACAACUUAAAAAGCUGCAGAUGAAUGAAACUUCAUGCACGAACUUGUUUGCUUUGCUUAUGGUUUUUAUGUUUGUGAAUGUGAUUAUUAUUUUAUUGUUCCCAGGCUUAUUUGUGUCAGUGGAUUUUUUGAUGAAGCACUGUUUAGAUGUAUCUGCUGAAAAGCGACAAUAACUCAACAAAACGAGGCGCUGUUUGUCUCGGCUGCAUCGCUGAAAUAAUGAUUGUCCACAUGGAUGUUAUUGUAUUGGUCUGGUAUUGUCCACAUACUACUGCAUCAUACAAACUGAUGCCGAUGUUGAUGUAUAGUUAAUAUCUUCACAAUUAAAAACACAUUUGAAAAUGA
Molecule: messenger RNA, 1969 nt
Organism: Platichthys flesus (European flounder)
Lineage: Eukaryota; Metazoa; Chordata; Actinopteri; Pleuronectiformes; Pleuronectidae
Gene: fam8a1a
Product: family with sequence similarity 8 member A1a
Exons: 6
Coding region: 138-1028 (296 amino acids)
Source: RefSeq, a predicted model, not a curated record